AUGGCAAGGUACCUCGGCGGAAGAAAAUCCGGAUACAGGAGGAUAGACGGGUCGGGUAACGGACGUCGCCGUAGAAGCGUGGUGCUUGCUAACGGUUCGGGUAAGAGGAGGCGGUUUUGGCGGGUGAGGCGCCCGAGGAUUGAGAUCUUGAAGUUAGUUGCUAGUCCGAAGAGGUUCUUUGUUUGGUUACGCGACGCGUAUGAGAAGAUGAUGCUGAGAUUCGCCGAGUCGAGCAUGGUGAGUGCGGGAUCAUAUGGUGGGUCCGCUUAUGGGAACGGGAUUGGAAAGGCCCGGCUGAAGGAGUAUGAUGAGAAGAUGAUCGUUGAGAUCUAUAAGUCUAUUGUGAUGGCGGAAGGUCACGUGAUGGUGCCACGUGAGGCCGGAAAACUUGGGUCUCGUCUGUCGCCGGUGGAGGAGGAGUAG
Molecule: messenger RNA, 423 nt
Organism: Tripterygium wilfordii
Lineage: Eukaryota; Viridiplantae; Streptophyta; Magnoliopsida; Celastrales; Celastraceae
Exons: 1
Coding region: 1-423 (140 amino acids)
Source: RefSeq, a predicted model, not a curated record